Gracilinanus agilis (Agile Gracile Mouse Opossum) is the source of this 1726-nucleotide messenger RNA. RefSeq names its product cytochrome c oxidase assembly protein COX18, mitochondrial. Gene Ontology annotation, biological process: mitochondrial respiratory chain complex IV assembly; protein insertion into mitochondrial inner membrane from matrix. Gene Ontology annotation, cellular component: mitochondrial inner membrane. The record is from RefSeq and is a predicted model, not a curated record. Bases 80 to 1087 code for a protein of 335 amino acids. Lineage: Eukaryota; Metazoa; Chordata; Mammalia; Didelphimorphia; Didelphidae. The transcript has 6 exons. Gene Ontology annotation, molecular function: membrane insertase activity.
UUCGUCACUCUCUGCCCCGGACGGAGUCAGGAAGACGGCUUCUGGGUGCCGAGGUUUACAUCUCUGCUUGCAGGUCGUGAUGUUCUGUGGUUCCAGACAGCAGCUGCGGAGCCGGUUACUGCCCGCCCUCCUAGGGAGCAGGAGCUGUACGCCAAGACGAGGCGAGCCACUAGGCACUCCGGGCUUCUUGCCUGUGGCCGUUUGUGCCUAUGGCGCCGCCGCGGGGCCGGCUGGGGUUGGAGGCUGGUACGAAACUUUGGCCGCAUCAGCUCCAGCACACUGGGCGGAGGCGAUGCUCCUGGGAGCGCAGGGCGCCACGGGGCUGCCGUGGUGGGCCAGCAUUGUCGUAACCACCACAGCCUUGAGGAGUGCCGUCACACUGCCCCUGGCCGCCUAUCAGCACUAUGUCCUAGCCAAGGUGGAAAAUUUGCAGCCAGAAAUAAAAAUAAUUGCUAAGAAUCUUAACUGUGACAUUGCACUUCGAGCAAAACAGUUGGGAUGGUCAAAAAGAGUAGCUAGGCUCACUUACCUGAACAACAUGAGGAGGAUUGUUUCAGAACUGUAUAUUCGGGAUAAUUGUCACCCAUUCAAAGCCACUUUGCUGGUCUGGAUUCAAAUACCAAUGUGGGUCUUUAUGUCUGUUGCCCUACGGAACUUCAGUCUAGGGAUAACAGUUUCAGAAGGUUUUUCUAUUCAGGAACAGUUUUCAACUGGUGGAGUCUUGUGGUUUCCUGAUCUUACCCUACUUGACUCCACGUGGAUUCUGCCAAUCUCACUUGGUAUCCUCAAUUUGUUAAUAGUGGAGAUUUUUGCAUUACAAAAACUAGAAAUGUCCCGCUUUCAGAAGUAUAUCACACAUUUUACUCGUGGAAUAUCUGUGUUGAUGAUUCCCAUUGCUGCAACUGUACCCUCAGCAAUCGCACUCUACUGGUUCUGCUCCAGUUUCUUAGGCCUUUCCCAGAACCUGCUUCUGCGCUCCCCAGGAUUUCGCCAAUUCUGCCGCAUACCAAUGACAAGAUCAUACUCAGACACUCCUUAUAAGGACCUCUUUGCUGCCUUUUACGCCAAAUUCUUUUUAAGAAAAUGAUCUCUUCCAUAGUGACUGGAGUAUCUUUGACUCAUUCAUUUCACUUAAAAAUGGAAGGUCUGAUGGCAGUUCUUCAUGGAAGACUUUUUUUAUUUGAUUGUAAAUGCAGUUAGCUAUGGUUUAAAAUGCUGUUGCCUUGUGUUUUAGACAAGGGAAGAUCAGGCCACUUAUAGUGGCUUCUUUGGUGGUUGGAUCAUUGAAUGGAAAGAAAAUUUGUUUUAUAUUUGGAGAAGUGGGUGGAAUUUGCUACACAAUCUGGAAUUGCAGAAGUGAAGUAUCAGUAAAUCACACAAAUUUAAAAUGGAGAAAUGACUUUGAUGAAACAAAAACAUCUGCUAAAAUAUUAACUAGUAAUAUUGUAGAGUGACUACUACAAUGGUUAUUUAUUUAUUCAAUGUUAGAUUGAAUAAAAUAGAUAUAAAAGUUGUAAGGAAACCAACCUCAUUGAAUAAAUGCCUCUGAAAUCUUCCCUAAAAUAGCUCAGUUGGUGUUAUCUUUUUCAUGCUUCAGUAAACCCAGAUAUCUCGACUAAGAUGCAAAGGAGGGUAGUAAGUCUCCAUACCUUUGAGGAAAAAUUAAAUAGCUCGGGUUUUUAUCAAGAAGAGGAAACAAUAGGGGCAGCUGGUUAGCUCAGUAGAU